GGGAGGGGGCUGUGUUGCGCGCGCGUGCUCGUGUGUGUGCGUGUGCAGACUUGCGUGUGUGUAUACGUGCGUACGUGGGCGGAUGAUUAGCAUGCCUACAUACCUACUUAUAGUACGGCCUGGAAUGGGCGGACGGUUUAUUUCCAUUUCUUCUCUCCCGAUGGAGGCCCCUGGCCUGGGUGCCGGACGGGACAUAACUGGAUGAGGGGGAGGCACCCGAGGGAAGGAUUCAGGGCAGCUUAUUCCCGAUUUGGCACACGUGUUCCUGUUUCAUGCACCAUGCGAAGGGCGACGAGUUACGACGACGGCACCGCUUACUGAGGCAGAUGCGUGCGUGUGUCUCGGCAUGGCUGUUUCGAAACAUGGACGCCCGGGCCAAUCGCUUCAGAGGGAGGCCGAGGGCGAUGGAGACGGACCCCGAAAGCCUGGAGUCGCAUCGCAUCGUCUCGCGCUCUCUCGUUCCCUCCGCUCGAAACCCCCCUGUCAUGCUCACCAGGCCCAGAGACAGGCACCAGAGCGCGACCAUUGCCAGCAUUCCGCAACUUGCAUCACUUUAAAUUGGCAUGGCCGUGUUCUUACCAAUUCCCCAGGCUAUUAUUAUUGCCGUCGGGUGGUUCCCUCAUUUCUAAAUAUUGCUCUUAUCCUUGUUAGCAUGCGUAGUAUAGGUGUAGAGCUUGUCUCUUUCUCUUGGUGUCUAUGCGCCUCUCAGAACCGACGGCGGGUCCUGUUUUCUUCGGUGAUGCUUCUGGCAUUCCGACCCUGUCUCUGCUCCUUCGCCUCAAUAGCCGGUCUGCCUUGGUAUCUUGACUUUUCCCCUCCCCGUCUUGGUUUUGUGUCUCGUCAUCCUCUCUUAUUUUUUUCCGUGCCGUUAUACCGUCACUCUUUUUUUUGCCCUUCGCGUCACUCUCUUCUCGGCCCACCGACAACUCACUCCAUUGUUUCCUUGUCCCAGGCGUAAUUCGCAUCGCACGUUCCUUUGUCCUAGUCUUUCUCUUUUCCGUCCUUCUUCGCUGUGUAUCUCUUGUCGUCGAUCUGUUCUAGUCCACUCGGUUUAAUAUUGCCUGCAUUGUCUCCUCUAUAUCCCUCGGCUUGUAUGUCCCAACCAAGGUUACAUCACUGCUCGUAAUAGUAGACGACUCGUA
Messenger RNA from Durotheca rogersii, 1142 nucleotides. RefSeq lists its product as uncharacterized. The coding region runs from base 347 to 958 and encodes 203 amino acids. The record is from RefSeq and is a predicted model, not a curated record. NCBI's taxonomy places the organism in Eukaryota, Fungi, Ascomycota, Sordariomycetes, Xylariales, Xylariaceae. The transcript has a single exon.